CCUCGUUAUGUAAACAUCCACCUAAUACCGCCCAGCAGUAGCAAGGCUCGACAACAAACACACUAUUCCAUCUUCUUUUUCCACUUCCCUUCACCCUGUCCACCCUCUUUAUUUUCCUCUUCCCUUUCCGCUGUUCUGGCUGCCCUUGACGUAAUACCUUCCACACCUGCCGCCGUUUCGCUCAGCCGCCUUAUCUUCUGUACGCCAGCAUACCCGUUGCCGCAUCAGCCUACACCUUGUUCCUGUUCAUGCCCUAGUCCCUCACGAGGAUACAUCAUAGGACCACCUCGGGACACCAGGCUUAUCUAGACCUGACGCCAAGUUCUCAAUCUGUCUGGUCUCCCUCGUCGAUAUACUGUACCAACCCACCGACACGAACACGCACACGCCAACGCACCCACAACCGUAUUGAUUGCUGCCGAGGGCGGUUCAUCUGGUCUGGGGCUUUUACCCACCUACCAUCUCCUCCCAUCGCCGACACCAACCAAAGAUCAUCAUUUUCCAUCGUCUCCGUGCCUGCUUGUAGCAAUGGGGCCCUGUCUGUCGUGUUGCGGAGGCAAAUCUCGAGAUGGACUCUACGAGCCAGUCUUGGCUGAUAGCGAACGAGAAGCUGUCGCAGACCUGCUACAAUAUCUUGAGAAUCGCGGCGAGACCGACUUCUUCUCCGGCGAGCCCCUUCGAGCCCUGAGCACCCUCGUCUUCUCCGACAACAUCGAUCUGCAGCGGAGUGCCAGCCUGACAUUUGCAGAGAUCACCGAGCGAGUUGACCGUGAUACUCUGGAUCCCAUCCUCUUCCUCCUACAGAGCCCUGAUAUCGAGGUCCAAAGGGCCGCCAGCGCCGCACUAGGAAACCUAGCUGUUAAUACUGAAAACAAGGUUUUGAUUGUCCAACUGGGUGGUUUGACACCCCUCAUCCGCCAGAUGCUCUCCCCGAACGUCGAGGUCCAAUGCAAUGCCGUGGGAUGCAUUACCAACCUAGCUACACACGAAGAGAAUAAGGCAAAGAUUGCCCGGUCCGGGGCACUGGGUCCGCUUACUCGACUGGCCAAAUCAAGAGAUAUGAGGGUUCAGCGAAAUGCGACUGGUGCUCUCCUUAAUAUGACACAUUCUGACGAAAACCGACAACAGCUUGUGAGCGCAGGUGCUAUUCCUGUGCUUGUCCAACUCCUGUCGUCCCCUGAUGUCGAUGUCCAAUACUAUUGCACCACAGCGCUUAGCAACAUCGCCGUUGACGCUAAUAACCGACGGAAACUAGCAACCUCGGAAACGAAACUAGUCCAGUCACUGGUUAACUUAAUGGACUCGUCAUCUCCGAAGGUGCAAUGCCAGGCCGCGCUGGCGCUUCGCAAUCUAGCUUCGGACGAUAAGUAUCAGCUGGAUAUCGUCCGAGCGCAGGGCCUCAGCCCCCUUCUUCGGCUGCUUCAGUCUUCCUACUUACCACUCAUACUGUCCGCUGUCGCCUGCAUACGCAACAUCUCGAUCCACCCCUUGAACGAGUCUCCCAUCAUCGAGGCGGGGUUCUUGAAACCCCUGGUCGACCUCCUAGGAUCGACGGAUAAUGAAGAAAUACAAUGCCAUGCUAUAUCGACCCUGCGAAACCUAGCCGCCAGCUCCGAUCGAAACAAGGGACUAGUCCUCGAAGCUGGCGCAGUCCAAAAGUGCAAGCAGCUCGUGCUGGAUGUUCCGGUCACGGUCCAGUCGGAGAUGACGGCUGCGAUCGCGGUCCUGGCCCUGUCCGAUCAUCUCAAGACGGAUUUGCUGAACUUGGGCGUAUUUGACGUCCUGAUCCCUCUGACACAUUCGCCUAGUAUCGAAGUCCAAGGCAACAGCGCCGCGGCCCUCGGCAAUCUGUCUUCGAAAGUCGGCGACUACUCUAUCUUCAUCCAGGACUGGACGGAACCGAACGGAGGCAUCCACGGCUACCUUACUAGGUUUUUGGCUAGCGGGGAUGCAACCUUUCAGCACAUCGCCAUCUGGACGCUCCUGCAGCUAUUGGAGUCGGAAGACAAGACGCUAAUUUCGCAUAUCGGCAAGUCGGACACGAUUGUGGAGUUGAUCAAGCGGAUCGCCAAGCGACAAAUGGAGUCGGAUGAGUUUGAGGAUGAUGACGAGGGCGAGGUUGUCAACCUGGCGCAACGGUGCCUAGAGCUGCUCGGCCAGAGCAUGUCCAAGGCGCACAUUGAGGGAUGAGGUGACGAUUCUACCCGGCGACGAUUGUUAGUAGACCUUCCUCUCCACUUGGUCGUUAGUCGUUAGUAUUGUUGGACUCCUUGAUCCGACCGGCAUUCACGCGGACAUGGUUGGCUGUGGUGUUCUAGGCGUAUCUAUAUAAGCAGGCAUUCACGUAUUUUCGUCGACAGAAAGGCUGCUUCGAUAUCUGUUUUUGUUACAGGGAGUGCUGCAUAUCCGCAUUGGGCGGCUCAAAUCGCGGGCGGGCGUACUGCAGAUCGCAUUUUUUUUUUCUUCGCUACGGGUCUUGCCGGCGCGGAAGGGGAGAGACAAUUAAUCUCAUUUGUACGAGGCGGCUC
Durotheca rogersii is the source of this 2528-nucleotide messenger RNA. Its product is annotated as vacuolar protein 8. The transcript is spliced from 7 exons. Gene Ontology annotation, biological process: vacuole inheritance; nucleus-vacuole junction assembly. Bases 529 to 2190 code for a protein of 553 amino acids. The record is from RefSeq and is a predicted model, not a curated record. Lineage: Eukaryota; Fungi; Ascomycota; Sordariomycetes; Xylariales; Xylariaceae. Gene Ontology annotation, cellular component: fungal-type vacuole membrane. Gene Ontology annotation, molecular function: protein binding; protein-membrane adaptor activity.